AUAGGCGUCAGCGUAUCAUCGGGUAAUGAUACGCUGGCCGCGGACUCGCGUCCUCAACUCGGCCCAGUCGCGCCCUUUUCCCCCACCGAUCCAACGGUGCCGCCGAGUCUCCGUCCGGUGCUUCUCCUCCCUCCCUCGCCUCUUCCCAGCCGUCCGUGUAUAUAUAGGUUUCCAUAACCCUUCCCAUCUCCCCUCUGCGAAGCUUCUUUCCACUUUCUCCUCCCCUUCCCGUGCCCGGCGCCGCUCUCUGCCGCCUCCGAUGGAGCCCGCCGAUGAUUCCUCGGUUGUGUCCGAGACCUCUUCCGCAGAAGACUACGUCCACGUUUCGGAACCCGCCGCCGACGAGCCGGCUCCUAACCCUAACCUUGCGGCGCAAACCGUACUCGAUUCUGGCAUCCUUUCCGAGGCUUCGAGUGGUGGAGGAUCAGGAGGCGGCGAGGGGUCUGCGGAAGAAGGGGCAGCGGAGGGGAAGAAGGUUUUGCCGGAGGAUCUGGCGAAGGGCGUGCUGUUCUUGCAGUGCGAGUCGUCGGCUGAGGGGGGAUCCUGUGAUGUGUACCUUGUCGGGACGGCCCAUGUAUCUCAGGAGUCUUGCAAAGAAGUUCAGGCCAUCAUCAGUUACUUGAAACCUCAGGUUGUUUUUCUGGAGCUGUGCUCAAGCAGGGUUGCCAUUUUGACUCCUCAGAAUCUUCAGGUUCCCACUGUGAGUGAAAUGAUUGACAUGUGGAAGAAAAAGAAGAUGAAUACCUUUGGGAUUCUCUAUAGCUGGUUUCUUGCCAAGGUUGCUCACAAGCUUGAAGUGUUCCCUGGCUCUGAAUUUCGAGUAGCAUUUGAAGAAGCAAUGAGUUAUGGAGGCAAAGUGAUACUGGGUGACCGUCCUGUUCAGAUUACUUUACGAAGAACAUGGGGGAAGAUGACACUGUGGCAUAGAGCAAAAUUCUUGUACUAUAUACUCUUCCAAACAAUCUUUUUACCUAGUUCUGAUGAUCUGAAUAAGAUGUUGAAGGAAAUGGAUGAUGUUGAUAUGUUGACCCUCUUCAUUCAAGAGAUGAGCAAGGCAUUCCCUACUCUGAUGGAGACGCUUCUUCAUGAGCGUGAUAUGUACAUGUCAUCGACAUUAUUGAAGGUUGCAAGAGAACAUUCUUCAGUUGUUGCAGUUGUUGGCAAAGGGCAUUUAUCUGGAAUAAAGAAGAACUGGGAACAGCCCAUAGAGAUAAAGCGUCUGCUGGAGGUUCCUACACAAAGUGUCGGUCCAUCAAGAACAAAAAUUUUAGCAUCUGUUGGCGUCGCGCUGACUGGGGUUGCUACUGCUGUCUACCUUCUGGGCAGGAGGUGAAUGUGUGGAAGGGUCAAUCAUUUAGAGUUUUAGAUGAAAGAAAUGCACUUUAAGAGGGCUGACAAAUCAUGUGAUACAUACGUUCCAAACAGCAAGAAAAAAUGGUAAUUUGCUAAGCUUUGGCAAUGAUACUAGGAUUUUAUUAUAAUCGAUUCUUUACCUUGUUAUAGAUCCUUGCAUGGA
This is a messenger RNA of Musa acuminata subsp. malaccensis (wild Malaysian banana), 1516 nucleotides long. RefSeq lists its product as uncharacterized. The record is from RefSeq and is a predicted model, not a curated record. Gene Ontology annotation, cellular component: mitochondrial outer membrane. NCBI's taxonomy places the organism in Eukaryota, Viridiplantae, Streptophyta, Magnoliopsida, Zingiberales, Musaceae.